AUGGACUCGCCUGCGGAGCGCAUGGUUAGCCGCGUGCACCUGCAAAUAGCGGUUCGCAAAGCCCCUGCGGCUCGCUGUUCAAAUUCGCUCGUGAUUUGGGAGGAUCCACGUCUGGAGCGUCUGGCUUUCCGCUUCCCUUCGAUCGCAGCGCUUCUCGACGAGUGCUCCCUCGCUGCGUACGCAACCGAUCUCGAGGACGAGGGCUACAGCGUCCGCGGCCUGGGCGAACUCGCCUUUGCCAGCCCCAACGAGCUGAGGCACGCCUUGGUGGACGGGGUUGGCCUAGCGCCUCGGGAGUGGGAGCAGCUCCUUCGCACGCUUCUCGACGCGGGCGAAAGCCGGCAGCGUGCUGAGGCCGCGGCGCAGGGAGGAGCGAGCGGCGGCGGUCCGGCUCUCUCCGCGCAGCAGACACCGCUCUGCAGCGCUCGCCUCCGACUGGUGUUGAGGGAGGCGGAGCCGUUCGAGGCGCCCGCGCCGGUGCUCGCGCGCCACUCCCGCAUGCUCGCCGCGCUGACGGGCGGCUCGCAGCGCUGGCGCGAGGCGGCCGGCGCGGCCGAGGGGCGGUGGGAGUGCUCGCUGGCGGCGCACGAGCCGGCGGGAAAACAAGAGCGCAGCUGCGGUUCGACCCUGUGCGCAGCCGUGCGAGGGGCGGUGGGUUGGAUGCGCGCGAGCCACGGGGCGGCGAAGCGGGCUGCGGCGGCGCAGCUGCUGUCUCCGGAGAGGGUGGUGCCUGUGGCGAGGCUGUGCCACUACCUCGAGUGCCCUCCGCUGCUGGAGGCGGCGGUGCGCACCCUGGCCUCCGCCGUCGACGCCGCGAACGCGCCCUCCGUCCUGCUACUCGCCCACGAGCUGGGCGAGCCUGCGCUGGAGCGCGCAGCGGUGGGUGGCAUCCUGGCGGACCUCGACGAGGUGGAGAAGGCGGAGUAUUGGCUCGAGCUGCCGCCGCUCACGCGCGCCACCGCGGCGCACGCGUCGCGACGCAGCAGCACCCCUCCCACGCCCAUGCCGUGGUCCGGCAGGCGCGCCACGCUGCGCACGCUGCGCGACGCGACAGCGCGCAACCCACUCCUCUCCGCGGGGCCGCACGCGGCUCGCGGAUCGAGCGCGUCUUCGCCGCGCGAGCUGCUUGCGAUGGUGCGGGAGGCGCUGGCCGAGAUGCGGGAGCGGCUCGCCGACGCGCAGCUGCGGCAGGAGCAGGAGAGCGACUCGGGCGACGCGCGGCAGCGGAAGACGGCGGCUUUCGUCGUCGCGCUCGAGGCGUACCUGCGCCAGGAAGAGAGCGCCUUCGCCGCGCUCGCCGCCCCCGCGACGCCGGCGCUGACGCAGGCAUGGAGAGCGGGCGUCGCGCCUCCGCCGCCUGCGGUGCCGCCCGCCUCGCCGCGCGGCGCCUUCGUGCCGACGUACGAGUGGCAGACGCUCCCCGAGGCGGAGGCGUGCUUGCCGGCCGGGCUCGAGGUCGAGCUGCCGCUGGACGGACGGCCGCGCCGCGCGCGCAUCCCGCCCCGCUGGACGGUGCGCGUGUGGCUGAGCGACGAGCUGGGCUUCUGGCGCGAGGCGGCGGCGCGGGACACGCCGUGCGGCAGCUUGCGUCUCUCGGCGGCCGCGUACGCGGGCGUGGCGCCGUCACAUGUGCGGCUCUGCUACGUCAACGAGGAGAUGGAGGAGAUGGAGGUCGACGACAGAUGGACGGUGGAGGAGGCGCAGCUGUUUCGCCGCGUCUCGCAGCUCCGCGUCGCGAUUGGGGCGGGAGCAGAGGAGCAGGAGGGCGUCGCUUCCCUUUUUCGGGGCGGCGCGCCGUGGGAGAAGACAGUACAGGAGGCCAUGGUGCGGCUGAAAGGAUACCUGUAUCUGCACCUCGAGCGCGAGCGCGGCCGCUUCAAGAGGGUCGUGCUGCGCGUGCGGGUGUGGGACUGGUUCCGGCUCGGGGCGACCGACGUCAUCGAGGCGCCGCAUGAGGAUAUGAUCAAGAGCUACACCUCCUUUACGGAGGCCGCAGCGGCGGUCCACAAAGCGCUCUACAGGAACGCCGACACCGCCCCAGAGAACGUUUGCUGGAACGAUUACGUGGCGUACAUUCGGUCCAGCCUCCCCCAGUCCAGCGACUCCAACCGCGCCCACAACCCGGCGGGAGACGGCCCCUUCAACAGGUCGCGCCGGCGCGGCACGCUCCCAUGCCGCUUCUACAUUGUGGGCAUCACCUCCUACACCCACGCCUCGCCGGAGCUGGCCUCCGUAAAGAUUGAUUCGCUGCGGUUCAGCGACGGCUCGGGCGAGUGGGUCCGGGCCGGUCACCUCCGGCCCUUUGUGCCGGACGGGGUGGAGCUCGCCGAAAUCGACCCGCUCGUCCGGCGGCAGAUUCGGUUUGAUCAGCACCAUAUGCGGCGCAGCAACUCGCUGAACGCGGCGGCCCGCGAGGCGAAGAGGAAGAAGGUCAAGUCGCUCGACGCGGGAGACCUCGUCUUUGUGGAUUGGCUGCGCGUCCCCAACCCGGAGCAGGUCCACUCCCCUCCCUUCUUGCCGGCUGACCUCCCCGCCUUCAUCGUCAGCUCCGAGAUUGUGCGGAUGGAUAUGCCAACUGCCGCGCGCGGCGAGAACAGCCCCCUCGACGUGCGUUUGGCGCCGUGGAGCCGCGAUGGCUUGACUGUGGACCCGGCGACCCACUUCGUGGUGCCGCGCAACCACCUGAUCAACUUCAACGCCGGCUUCCGCGACGUGUGGGCACACAGCGCCCGCGCAGAAGAGCGUGCAGGUGCCGUGCACGCGAGCCUGUUGGACGCGAUCGAGUAUAUCGUCGAGUUUCGCAGGCGGCGAAGGCCAGGCUACCCGGGGGUGGACCAUACGUGGAGGAACCUGAUGGGGGCGGAGCCAUUGCCGGCGCGGUUUUGCGCGGGCGGGGAGAGGAGUGGGUAA
Messenger RNA from Emiliania huxleyi CCMP1516, 2910 nucleotides. RefSeq lists its product as hypothetical. Lineage: Eukaryota; Haptophyta; Isochrysidales; Noelaerhabdaceae. The coding region runs from base 1 to 2910 and encodes 969 amino acids. The record is from RefSeq and is a predicted model, not a curated record. The transcript has 8 exons.